Molecule: messenger RNA, 813 nt
Organism: Anolis sagrei ordinatus
Lineage: Eukaryota; Metazoa; Chordata; Lepidosauria; Squamata; Anolidae
Source: RefSeq, a predicted model, not a curated record
AUGGCUUUCCAUGUUGCCUUUGCGGCACUGGUUGAAAGCCAGUCAGCGAGCGCUUCCCCCUGUGGAAUAGAGCCAGUGCUAAGUCAGCAUCAACAAGAUGGAGAUGAGAUGGACUUCGGUGGAACGAUGCCAGAGUAUGUUUUGACAAUCCCAGAAGACAAGUUGAAGGUGCAGCAGGAUGAGAGUGAGCUCUCUGGAGAAGAAUUAUCAUUGGAGAUUGAAGAUCAGGAUGUGAAAGAACAAAAGCUGAUGCUGUUGAGCUUGGCCUGCUGCUCACUGGUGGAAGGAGCAAAGUUCGGGAACCCUCCUGGAGAGCUGCAGCAAGCAUUGACGCAAGUUUGCAAAAGUCUCUCAGAACACGACCCUGAAUUCAUCCUCAAGGUUGCCUUGUACACUCGCCAAGAGCUGAAUAUCCGCAGCACUGCCAAUUUCCUCCUGGCUCUGUCUUCUCGCAUUCUGCCCUGCCGUCCUCACCUUCGGCGCUAUUUCUGCCACGCGAUGCAGCUGCCAUCUGACUGGAUGGAGGUGGCCAGGAUCCAUCAGAGUCUCGCAGGGGGAGGAGAAAAGGUGGCUUCCAUGCCAUCCUGCCUCCGUGCUUCUAUGGCAGAUAAAUUCCGACAGUUUGACGCCUACCAACUGGCCAAAUAUAACACCCGCAAAAGCAGAGGGAAAAAACGUUGUCGGCGCAAGAUCAAGCAAGAGCUAGAAGUUUAUCCUGAGGAAGAAUUGGAAAAAUUCUCGACGACUAAGAAUUCAGUGAAGCUGAAAGAUCUCCAAAGAAUUGUAUCCAAAGAGAAGAACCAGGCGAAGUAA